ACUUCAUCAGAUAUUAUGGUCGAAGCAGAUACCUGCUUAGGUAUCUCCUCACACAUCUAAGACGGCUUUGAAUACCUCGUCUUUUCCGAAUUCAUAGUGGAACAAUCAUAAGUCUCUUUCUACCAUCGUCGUGGGGUACCUUCGACAUCGCAACAUUCCAAAUAUGGUGUCACUUCCCAUCGUUAUCCUCCCUAUUCUCAUAUGCGUGAGGCGAUGUCGCGCACAACAAGAGGAGACCGAUAUGCCUGUACCAGCUGAUUUCCCGAAGGCUUUCAUCACGGCGAUGGCCGUUGCCAUCAUCUGCGUAGUCAUUGUCCUUACGCUAGUCUGUGUCCUGGCUCACUGUUGGCAAUACAUCUUGAGAUAUAAAUGGCGUGACGUGAAGUCCCCCUUCCGAACCCCUGAGAGAUGGGUCGACCCAGUUUUUGAGUGGCCGCAGCAGUUGAUGCCACGGUCAAGGAAUAACAGGAAGAGGCAAAGACAGAGACGGAGACAGAAGCAAAGACCGGUAGAGAAAAGAAUCUUUACUUUUGGGAUGAGAGACGAGAGGAGCGAAAGUCGAGAAGGGAUACUUGGGGAAUGGACACAGGAUGAGAGAGUAAAUAUGAGUCCGUGUGGGAACGCUCAGCCGAAAAACCCAGGCGGGAGGGUUACUUGUUACUUACCUGAGUUUAGGUAGGCGUGUAGUAACUUGAUAUACUACAAUGGACGAUGCGCUAUUGCUCUCGCUACUAUAAUUGAUAGGGGCGUAAAGUAGGUACCUAGCAGCCAAACCGAAUAAUCUAAUAUCGUUUGAGGCGAUGUUCCCGAGCUGAUUAUUGACAUUUCUUGAGAACGGUUAGCGCCUAGCACAUGAAAUGAGAGUGAGUGAUGUUUGACCGCCAACCAAACGUCUCACAAACUAGUUUC
Molecule: messenger RNA, 909 nt
Organism: Annulohypoxylon maeteangense
Lineage: Eukaryota; Fungi; Ascomycota; Sordariomycetes; Xylariales; Hypoxylaceae
Exons: 1
Coding region: 164-679 (171 amino acids)
Source: RefSeq, a predicted model, not a curated record